AUGUCAUCGGAGGUUGCGACAAUAACAUAUGGCACAAGACGUAGUCCGAUGAAAAACUUCCAAACACACGGACCAGUUCAAACGAGGAACCCAUACUCGGAAACAUAUGGCGUACAACAUUUUGAUAAGAACGCGGCAGACUAUGGGCGACCACCUCCGGGCAGCAAAACCGAGGCACGCGGAAUAAGGGCAGGUGUCCAUGUGUGUCGAGAGAUUCUGUUUCUUUGCGAAACCAUCAACGAAAAUGCAGAAGGAGAAGAGCCUAAUAAAUGGAUUAAAUUCGGCAAACUAUUCUAUGUAUAUUCUUUUUAUUCGGAUAAGUUAGUGGGCAUGUUGAUCCGAGCACGUAAAUAUGGCCUUGUGGAUUUCGAAGGUGAGAUGUUGUAUCAACGGCAAGACGACGAGAAGAUCAUCACCAUGCUCAUGUCAAUAGCAGACAUUCGGGAACGUAUGCGGGCUUCCGGUGAUCCGAAGAAUUGUGUUGUCAUAUUAAAAAAAUGA
This is a messenger RNA of Necator americanus (New World hookworm), 501 nucleotides long. RefSeq lists its product as uncharacterized. The coding region runs from base 1 to 501 and encodes 166 amino acids. The transcript has 4 exons. Gene Ontology annotation, biological process: positive regulation of Rho protein signal transduction; positive regulation of transcription by RNA polymerase II. The record is from RefSeq and is a predicted model, not a curated record. Gene Ontology annotation, molecular function: actin binding. Lineage: Eukaryota; Metazoa; Nematoda; Chromadorea; Rhabditida; Ancylostomatidae. Gene Ontology annotation, cellular component: sarcomere.